AUGGCUUACACCGCUAUCUGCAAGAAGAAGGACUGUGGGAAUUUUGCUCCAUGGAACUGGAGCCCAGAGGUACGGGACCCCUCCCCCUCCCUUGAAAAGGUCUCCCUCCAAGAGACAAGAAGAGAGCACGCGGCAAAGUUGCAGCAGGAGGAGCUGGAGAAGGAGCAGGAGCGCCUUAAUGAGGAGCAUGACCGCAACGCGCCCAAAAUGCAAUACGAAGCCACGGAAUACCCCGCCACGCAGGGCGCAGAGUCGCCUAAGCUUCUCGCCAGGCAGGAAGACCAACCGACAAUCCACGUCGUAAAGGGCGCAUGUUUGAAAGAGGAUCGGGCUUGCGUUCCCGAGGAAGUGCGCCCUAUGAAUGAGCUGAACCGUGACGACUACGUUCGUGUCUCCGAUGUCCGCCGAAACUUUUACGACUGGUAUGGAGCGUUCAAGAAAACGCACGAGUCCGACGCACCAGAGCCACGGUUCCGUGUACGCGAUGUCCAGACGAUCCACAUCAUCACCCACGAGUGCGUUGAAGGAGACGCCGUUCGCUGCAUCGCACGUGAGGUCCCCGUCGGAUCCCAGCUUGACGGCAAGGACUACGUCCGCUUGGAAGACCUCGCUCAGCUGUGGGGUGGCAAGCUUCCCACUGGGGAUAGUGAUGUCCUCCAAGGACCCCAGCGCCCGCAGAUCUCAGGCAGGCUUGCUGCCCGUUACGCUCGGUCCGGACGUGGAGCGGCCCGUCCGUCCAAGGCUCUUGCGCGUCGGCAGGAGACGACGGUCACUCGGCCGAAUUACGAUGGUUACGGUAUCAAAUGCCCCUUCGAUGGCGACCAGUUCUUCACGGCGCCAAACGGCGAGAACUUCCAGAUCGUCUGUGGCUGGGAUCAUUUCGGCCGCGACAUCAAGCUGGUCCACACGAGCAGCGCCGAGCUUUGCGCCACGACUUGCUCCGAGACUGAGGACUGCCUCGUCACCUCCUAUGUGCCGUCGACGGGCGCCUGCUACAUGAAGAGCUCGCUCGCCCCUGGUGUCGCCAACCCCAACAUCAUCGGCCAGAAGUGCGUCAACUGCAAUGGCGAACAGGAUCCGGCGUCCUCGUCUGUGGUCUCGUCGACAUACGUCAUCACCUCGACCAUCACCUCGGCCAUCACCUCGACGCCCGCCAGCUCGACCUUGGUGAUCGCGACCUCGGCCGGGUAUGCGGUCAUCGAGCGCCCAGAGCCGCCCGUCUCGACUGUGGUCCUAGAACAGCCGGCCGUGUCUACCGUCGUCCUCCCGAACCCGGGCAUCUCUACCGUUGUGCUAGAACAGCCGCCCAUCUCUACUGUUGUGCUACAACAACCGCCCAUCUCCACCGUGGUCCUCUCAGCCCCGCCAAUCUCCACCGUUGUCCUCCCGAACCCGGGCAUCUCGACCGUGGUCCUAGAACAGCCGCCCAUCUCUACUGUUGUGCUCGAAGCCCCGCCCGUGUCUACCGUGGUCCUCUCGGCCCCGCCAAUCUCCACUGUCGUCAUCUCAGACCCGUGGGGCACCGCCGCCGAGACCGUCGCGGCCCCGACAACCGUCUUCACGACGUACGUCACCACGUUUUCGACAUCGACGGCGGCGCCGACGCUGCGCAGGCGCAAUGGCGGCCUCGAGAUCGAGGCUGCUCCGAGCAAUAUCAACCAGCUUCGUGUUGGUGGGGCUGUGGUGGCUGAGCCGGCUGCGCAGGAGACGGGCUCGUUUGGGAAGGCGAUUGAUAGGAUUCAUGGCGUUGAGGAGGCGGUUAGGGAGGCGGAGCCGGCGGCGACGGCAGGGUAUGUUGCGCUUGCUGGCGUGGUGGGGAUUUUACUGUUCUUGAUCAUCAGGGGGUGGAGGAAGAGCAGGAGGGAGGCGAGGGGCAGGGGGAGGGUGUGA
This is a messenger RNA of Coniosporium apollinis CBS 100218, 1890 nucleotides long. RefSeq lists its product as uncharacterized. Lineage: Eukaryota; Fungi; Ascomycota; Dothideomycetes. The coding region runs from base 1 to 1890 and encodes 629 amino acids. Gene Ontology annotation, cellular component: extracellular region. The transcript has 2 exons. Gene Ontology annotation, biological process: proteolysis. The record is from RefSeq and is a predicted model, not a curated record. Gene Ontology annotation, molecular function: protein binding.